ACAGAGAGAAAAAUUAACAUAAACUUUGUGCAAUUCCAAGAGCGAAAGCAGUGAUUCUCUGUAUUCCUUAGCCGGUUUCAGAGACUCACCGUCUUCAUCUUCGGAAUCCUCCGUAACGGCUCUGCUUCUGAAACUAGCUGAGCUUUACCCAGAAAAGGAUCCCCUUCUCUGUAUUCUUGCAUGGAUUUUUGAUAUUAUAUAUAUAAAAUAUUUAAUUCAAUUAUAAGUCGUUUGAUUUGCUAAAAAUUUGGGAUUUAUCGAAAUGGGUUCUUCUCUAACUGAUGGAAGAAUGGAGGGUUGGUUGUAUCUCAUUCGGUCAAAUCGGUUCGGGUUACAGUACUCAAGGAAACGGUACUUUGUUCUUGAAGAUCACCAUCUCAGAAGUUUCAAGUCAGUUCCCUCUUCAAAUGAUGAGGAACCUGUUAAAAGUGCUAUUAUUGAUUCUUGCAUUCGUGUCAUGGACAAUGGUCGGGAGAGCAUUCAUAGAAAAGUAUGGGCUUCAUAUAAUGUCUUCUUCAUAUUCACUCUGUCCAAUACCUCCAAUCACAACGACCAACUUAAGUUGGGAGCAAGUUGUCCCGAAGAAGCAGCGAGGUGGAUUCAUUCAUUCCAAGAAGCAGCUUUAAAGGGUGGUCCAGAACUAGUAGAUGAUGUUUUGAACUGUUCAAAGAGAAGAUGGCAAUCAUUUAGAUUGGGUGGACCUAGCAAGACAAGUCCCAUUAAUGUGAUAGACUGGACUAUAUGCUCUACACAUACAGAUCCUAUGACAUCCGAUGUUAUUGCGCCUUCUCCAUGGACAAUUUUUGGAUGUCAAAAUGGUUUACGAUUGUUUAAAGAAGCAAAGGAUAGAGACUCUCAUGGAAAGUGGGACGAUCAUCCUGCUAUAAUGGCUGUGGGUGUUGUUGAUGGAACUUCAGAAGCCAUCUUUCAAACACUUAUGUCUCUUGGUCCCUCGAGAUCACAGUGGGACUUCUGUUUUCACAAGGGCAGUGUGGUUGAGCACCUUGAUGGUCAUACUGAUAUUAUUCACAAGCAGUUGUAUAGUGAUUGGUUACCAUGGGGAAUGCAACGGAGAGAUCUAUUAUUGCGGCGUUAUUGGAGGAGGGAAGAUGAUGGGACUUAUGUUAUUCUCUAUCAUUCUGUCUAUCACAACAAGUGCCCCCCUCAAAAAGGCUAUGUCCGUGCCUGCCUUAAAAGUGGAGGAUAUGUUAUAUCACCCGUGAAUCAAGGGAAACAAUCAGUUGUGAAGCACAUGCUUGCUAUUGAUUGGAAAUUCUGGAAAUCAUAUUUACGGAGCUCUUCAGCUAGAUCCAUAACCAUCCAAAUGCUUGGGAGAGUUGCUGCAUUGCGAGAGUUAUUUAAAGCUAAACAAGGAUAUUCUUCUUCUGAAUUUUCAUCUGGAGAGUUGACAAUGAAUAAUGGGUCGUGUCAAAAUGAGAUGGACAACAGAUUUGACGUUCAAACAAUGACUAGGGAAGGAAGCAACAAGGGAAAUAUAGCUGAAGAAGUAGAUAAAGCACCAUCAGAACAUGCUAGCCUUGUUAGCCUGAAUGAUGCCGCUGAUGAAUUUUUUGAUGUUCCAGAACCCUCAGAUUAUGAUCAAUCAGAAACUGAUUGGGUGCCUGGUUUUGUUCCAGAGAUGCAUUCGCAGGAUGCACGUCCUCCAAAGUUAUCAACUGCUGCUGGUUUUGUGAAAAAAUUACAUGAUCUUGCAGUUCAGAAGAGGGGGUAUAUAGACUUGCAAGAGAUGGCAAUGGAAGAUAGUAUCCCCUGCUGUUAUGGGUCAACUCUUCCAAAAGAUCCAACUUGUACUUUGCCUUGCAGCUGGACAACAACAGAUCCCUCUACUUUCCUUAUUCGUGGAAAGAGUUAUUUGGAAGACCGUCAGAAGGUUAAGGCGAAGGGCACCUUAAUGCAAAUGGUUGCUGCUGAUUGGUUAAAAUCUGACAAGCGUGAAGACGAUCUUGGAGGGCGUGCUGAAAGCAUUGUUCAGAAAUAUGCCGCACAAGGUGGGUCAGAAUUCUUCUUCAUUGUGAACAUACAGGUCCCUGGCUCAACGACUUAUAGCCUAGCGCUUUACUAUAUGAUGAAUACUCCGUUAGAAGAUUCACCCUUGCUAGAGAGCUUUGUCAAGGGGGAUGAUGCAUAUAGAAAUUCGAGGUUUAAGCUCAUACCAUAUAUAUCCAAGGGUUCAUGGAUCGUUAAGCAAAGUGUGGGAAAGAAGGCAUGCCUCAUUGGUCAAGCUCUUGAAAUGAACUAUUUCCAUGGGAAAAACUACUUGGAGCUUGGGAUCGAUAUUGGAUCAUCGACGGUUGCCAGGGGUGUGGUUAGUCUUGUUCUUGGGUACCUUAACAAUCUGGUUAUUGAGAUGGCAUUUCUUGUACAGGCUAACACAACGGAGGAGCUCCCGGAGUAUCUUCUUGGAACCUGCCGCCUUAAUCAUCUGGACGCAUCGAAGGCAGUUCUAGUGAAUCAAUGACAAUAUCCCAAAACUUGAAGGAAAACAUAGAUAAUAUCCCAAUUCAUCAUACGCAUUGAAAGAGUGAAUUUAUCUCCCAAUACAUGAGACUCACCCCUAGCUUUUUGGUGGUGGUCAUCACAUUCACAUGUAUAGAUUGACAUCUUAUGAGGAUGAACAUUUUGUGCUCUGCAACCAUAGUUGCAGCAGUAGUAAGGUCAUUCUUUUAUUCAUAUAUUGAAAUUGGAAGGAAUUUACGGUGGCUGUAGAUAAAUAUUAUUGGGUUUGGGAUAGAACAAUCAACCUUUGUAAAGAUGACAUUUUCCAAAUGCCACUAGUGUUUUUUUUUUUCA
Humulus lupulus (European hop) is the source of this 2811-nucleotide messenger RNA. RefSeq names its product protein ENHANCED DISEASE RESISTANCE 2-like. The transcript is spliced from 21 exons. The record is from RefSeq and is a predicted model, not a curated record. Bases 263 to 2479 code for a protein of 738 amino acids. Gene Ontology annotation, molecular function: lipid binding. NCBI's taxonomy places the organism in Eukaryota, Viridiplantae, Streptophyta, Magnoliopsida, Rosales, Cannabaceae.